AUGUAAUAAAGUUAAAGAAAAUUCUAGGCUAUGUUUAAAAGAGUAAAAGAGCGUUCAGUUUAAAUGGCAGUAGAAAAAGUAGAAGAAUGGAGACAUCUUUUUGCAAAUGGCAAAGUGGAUAACUAAGGAAAACUUAAAAAGCUAACACUUUAAUAGGCAGCAGAAGAAGUAGGAAUUCCUAAAAAAACCUUAGAAGAUUAUUACCAAUUGAUAAAGUAUUGAAUAACAUAAAUAUUUAGAAAAGCAAAAGAAAUCUAGCCAAUUGAAUAGUUAUAUGAUCAAAAAAUGGGAUACUUAAGGUAACUCAUAAAAUAGAGUUAAAAUUUUAAAUAAAAUGCAAUAGAAAUAGAAACUGAGGAAUAAAAAUAAGUUUAUUCUGAUGAUAAUGAUGACAUACCAUAUCAAAAUUAAUAAACAGAAUUAGAUUACGAAGAUUACUUUAACCUUGAGAAUGAAUAUAAUUAUGAUCAGAAUUCUCUCGUAAUGAUGGUUCAAACUAGACCUUAAAUAACUAUGAUUCAUCCAAAGAAAUCUGACCCUUGGGAAAAUGAAACAUUAAGUUGUGAUUCUGGUUAAGAAACUGAUGAUGAAGAUUUCUGAACUCUUUGAUUUAAA
Molecule: messenger RNA, 615 nt
Organism: Paramecium octaurelia
Lineage: Eukaryota; Ciliophora; Oligohymenophorea; Peniculida; Parameciidae
Source: the annotation of a GenBank genome assembly